Lodderomyces parapsilosis is the source of this 1485-nucleotide messenger RNA. RefSeq names its product UDP-N-acetylglucosamine--dolichyl-phosphate N-acetylglucosaminephosphotransferase (gene ALG7). Bases 1 to 1485 code for a protein of 494 amino acids. The transcript has a single exon. Gene Ontology annotation, molecular function: UDP-N-acetylglucosamine-dolichyl-phosphate N-acetylglucosaminephosphotransferase activity. Gene Ontology annotation, cellular component: membrane. The record is from RefSeq and is a predicted model, not a curated record. Gene Ontology annotation, biological process: protein N-linked glycosylation; dolichol-linked oligosaccharide biosynthetic process. Lineage: Eukaryota; Fungi; Ascomycota; Pichiomycetes; Serinales; Debaryomycetaceae.
AUGCCCUCAAGAUGGAUUAAGUUGUCGCUCUUAGUGGGCGCGAUUAUGGCAAUAGCUCCAAACAGCCCUGUGCGUACACUGAUAGCUUUUGCCGUGAUUGGAUAUGUGGUAACGGACCUGGUGAUACCGAGAGUUGGUCCAAGCUUUGUGAAAAUUGGUCUCAAAGGCAGAGACUUGUCAAAACGCCCACCUGUAGCAGAAAUACCUGAAACAAUGGGAUUGGUUGCCGCAACCACUUAUCUUUUCCUCAUGUUUGGAUUGAUCCCUUUUGUGUUUUUCAAAUACCUUGUUUCAUUUGGUUCUUUGGCGAAUGACGAAGUCAUGACAGAAAACUACAGAACCCAAUAUGAGUCGAUCAAGGACAACAAAUUAUUUCCACACAAUAAGCUUGCAGAGUAUCUAAGUGCCAUAUUGUGUUUACAGAGUACAACAUUAUUAGGAUUAUUGGACGACUUAUUCGACAUACGUUGGAGGCACAAGUUCUUUCUACCGGCAGUUGCAUCUUUGCCAUUGUUGAUAGUGUAUUAUGUCGAUUUUAGCGUUACAUCGAUCGUGGUUCCCUCGUUUGUAACAGACUUUCCUGGUGGUCCGCGUGUUCUAAGUUUUGUCAACAGUUUCAUAAAAUUUGCAAAUCACUUGGUCACCAACAUCACCGGAUUAUCAUUCCAAACACUUCAAACAGAUUAUGUUGUACCCGAUCAAGUCCCUAAAUUGGUAGAUUUGGGAAUUUUUUAUUACGUGUACAUGUCUGCGGUGUCCAUUUUUUCACCAAACUCAAUCAACAUUUUGGCAGGUGUCAAUGGUUUGGAAGUGGGUCAGUCGAUUGUUCUUGCAUUGAUAUUCUUGAUCAAUGACUUUUGUUAUUUAUUUUCUAGCAACACCUCACAGGCAGCAAACGAUUCACACUUAUUUUCAGUCAUUUUCAUUGUCCCAUUUGUGGGCGUAUCAAUAGCUCUUUUACAAUACAAUUGGUUCCCUGCUCGAGUUUUCGUUGGUGACACAUACUGCUAUUUUAGUGGUAUGGUGUUUGCCAUUGUGGGAAUAUUGGGACACUUUUCAAAAACUUUGAUGUUAUUUUUAAUUCCUCAAGUUAUCAAUUUUAUCUACUCAGUCCCACAAUUAUUCCAUAUCAUUCCUUGUCCGAGACAUCGCUUGCCUAGGUUUAAUGCCGAUGAUGGACUUAUGUACCCCAGCUUCGGAGAGCUAGAGAAACCGACCGCAAGAAGCGCCACCAUUUUGACCAUUCUAGAAGCAGUCAAAUUCAUCAAGCUUGAAAGAGAUCCCACACUGGGUAGAAUUAUACGAUUUUCAAAUAUGACAAUCAUAAAUUUGAGUUUAGUUUGGUUUGGCCCAAUGAGGGAGGACAAAUUGUGUUUGCUUAUUUUGGCUAUUCAGUUUGCCCUCGGUCUUUUCAUGAUUGUAUUUCGACACACAGUUGGUCCUUGGCUUUUCGGGUACGACAACUUGUCGUGGGGCGUCAAAUAA